UGAUUGGAGCGCGGAUCCUCACGCGCGGAGCGCUCUCCCCGCCCCUUCUCUCUCUUCCUAGCCAGCUUCCCUUCCUCGCCUCGAGGUGACCCCCGCUUGUAGGUCGCUUUGGAGCAGCAGGCGAAAAAGGGCGCGAGGAUUAAGGGGGAAAGCUCCAGCGUGUGCGGGCGGGCGUCCUUCUCUCUCCGCCUGCAGAAGGAAGCCUCGAAGGCGCCUUCUUCCCGUGAUGGUGGCAGGGGCUGAUUUCGCGAGCGACGAAGAAAACUUUGGGAAAGGGGCUGGAUGGCUUCGGUGAGGCCCCGCGGGGCCGCGAGAAGAAGAGCGAUUGGGCGGCUUCCUCCCGGGGAGUGACUGAACCGACGCGAAGAGUUCCUCUUGUCGCCGUUUCCUUGCGAUCGCUCCCCUGCCUCGAGGAUGGAGUGGGGCAGCCUCGGCGUUGACUCCCGCCCGGCCAGCGCCGGGGCGAGGUGACUCUCUUUCGGCAGCCAAGCUCCGCCACUCUCGAAGGGGGCACUUUGGGGACGAUGAGCCCGUGAAGCUAUUCGGCCAAAAGCGGCCCUGUCGCUUGUGUUAGAGAAGGAAUCCUCCGCGGGACUCGGGACCUUAACGGGCGGGAGGAGGGUGGCGGCCGUGUAAAGCAAGGUGGGCAGCCAUGGGGGCCAACAGCACUCAAGACUUCUUGUCCAAUGGCACUUGCCCCAGUCCGGAAGGGGAUCUGGACUACAACUUCGCCGCCUUGGCUUUCGGGAUCUUCCUCAUCCUCUUCAUCAUCAGCGGGAACUUGCUGGUGUGCCUCAGCGUCUGCACGGAGAAAGCGCUGAAGACCACCACCAACUACUUCAUUGUCAGCUUGGCCGUAGCAGACCUUCUCUUGGCCAUUCUGGUGUUACCUCUCUAUGUCUUUUCCGAGUUUCAGGGAGGUGUGUGGUCCUUGAGCACAGGCUUGUGUGAUGCCUUGAUGACCAUGGAUGUGAUGCUGUGCACAGCUUCCAUUUUCAACCUUUGUGCAAUCAGUGUGGAUCGGUUCAUUGCUGUCUCCAUCCCACUGAAGUACAACCGGCGGCAAAUUGACCUGCGGCAGCUGAUCCUCAUCUCCACCACCUGGAUCUUUGCUUUUGCUGUUGCCUCCCCAGUCAUCUUUGGCCUCAACAAUGUUCCAGACCGGGACCCUAUGUUGUGUCAGCUGGAGGAUAACAACUAUAUUGUGUACUCUUCCAUCUGCUCUUUCUUCAUUCCUUGCCCUGUCAUGCUGUUCCUUUACUGUGCAAUGUUCCAGGAACUUAGGCGUUGGGAGGAGGCUCGGAAGGCCAAGCUGAAGAGCAGCAUCUACUUGGGCAAUGGGCCACUGUAUUGUCCACCGCCCAUCAUUGAGAGGAACCAGGCUGAGGUCAAGCUGGAGGAACGCAGCCUAUAUACCCACUCCGAGUGCUCUUUACCCAGGGACUACGUAACCAAUGGCAUUCAGACUGUGUCCUACCCACACCUCAGAUAUCCACCAAAUGGAGGACUCAGAAGGAAGCAGGCAAAAAUCAAUGGCAGGGAGAGGAAGGCUAUGAAGGUGCUGCCGGUUGUGGUUGGUGCUUUCCUUUUCUGCUGGACUCCUUUCUUUGUGGUCCACAUAACCAGAGCUCUGUGUGACUCCUGCACCAUCCCCAGUGAAGUAACCAGCAUUGUGACAUGGCUGGGCUAUGUCAACAGCGCCCUCAACCCCAUCAUCUACACUGUCUUCAACACUGAAUUUAGGAACUUCUUCCGUAAAGUUUUGCACAUCUUCUGCUAACACUGCUGGAUUCUAUAUAUAGAACUGGACUCUAAAUAUAGAACAGAGUACUGAACAGGGCAAA
This is a messenger RNA of Rhineura floridana, 1844 nucleotides long. It is a transcript of the gene DRD4, whose product is annotated as dopamine receptor D4. Lineage: Eukaryota; Metazoa; Chordata; Lepidosauria; Squamata; Rhineuridae. Gene Ontology annotation, molecular function: G protein-coupled receptor activity; dopamine neurotransmitter receptor activity, coupled via Gi/Go. Gene Ontology annotation, cellular component: plasma membrane. The record is from RefSeq and is a predicted model, not a curated record. The coding region runs from base 653 to 1780 and encodes 375 amino acids. Gene Ontology annotation, biological process: adenylate cyclase-inhibiting dopamine receptor signaling pathway; adenylate cyclase-activating adrenergic receptor signaling pathway. The transcript is spliced from 4 exons.